Messenger RNA from Cydia splendana, 2378 nucleotides. Its product is annotated as beta-alanine transporter-like. Gene Ontology annotation, molecular function: transmembrane transporter activity. Gene Ontology annotation, biological process: transmembrane transport. The record is from RefSeq and is a predicted model, not a curated record. NCBI's taxonomy places the organism in Eukaryota, Metazoa, Arthropoda, Insecta, Lepidoptera, Tortricidae. The transcript is spliced from 12 exons. Gene Ontology annotation, cellular component: membrane. The coding region runs from base 139 to 2055 and encodes 638 amino acids.
GGAUUAGCAUCCCGCUGUGCAUGGCCGGUAGCGGCGUUAGGGCGGCUGAAGUGGUAGGCGCUGCGCGAGUUCCACUACCACCACGCCGGCAGUCGGGCGCGCGCCACUCCGAGCCGAGCGGUCUACCCAGCCGUAGGAAUGGACUUCGACGCGAUCCUCGAGGAUGUGGGCGGCUGGGGCCGCUACCAGAAGCUGGUGGUGUACGGGGUGCUCCUCCCUGCCGUGUUGCCCUGCGGGUUCCAUGCUUAUGCUCAGCUCUUCAUGGCGGCGGAGCUGCCGCACUGGUGCGCGCCGCCACCGCACCUCGACCCACAGGACGCUAGGAACCUCAGCAUCCCCAUGGAGCUCCGCAACGGCGUGCUGCAGUACUCGCAGUGCAGCAUGUACGAGCUGAACUCCUCGCUUGGCCAGCCUCCAGAACCGGCUGAUCGGCGCGUUGUGCCCUGUACUCACGGCUGGCACUACGACCGGAGCGUCUACAAAAAUACUGUCGUCAGCGAGUGGAAUCUGGUGUGCAGCAAGGACUUUUACCCAACGCUGGGGCUCGUGCUGCUGGCGGUCGGCGGCAUCGUUGGCAACUACAUUUUCGGAUAUCUGCAGGACACGCUGGGGCGCAAGCCGUCGUUCUUCAUCUACCUGCUGAUCGAGUGCGUGUUCGGCGUGGCCACUGCCUUCGCGCAUAACUUCGCGCUGUGGGCAGCCUUCCGCGUCGGCGUGGGGUUCACCGUGCCCGCCAUCAUGGCCACGCCCUACGUGCUGGCGAUCGAGCUGGUGGGCCCUGAGCACCGCACGCUGUGCACCAUCCUGUCCAACAUCGCCUAUUCCACGGGGCUGAUCCUGCUGGCCGGCGUGGUGUGGCUGGUGCGCGACUGGCGGCAGCUGGCGCUGGCCACCAGCCUGCCCUUCCUGGCCUUCUUCCUGUACUUGUGGCCGAUGCCCGAGUCGCCCCGCUGGCUACUGGCCAGGGGACACUUCGACAAGGCCGAGGUCAUACUGCGGAACAUGGCUAGGAUCAACAAGAAAUCGUUGCCGGCCAACUACAUGGUGCAUCUGCGGCGGAGGUACGAGUCGGAGAAGUUGCAGCAAGAACUUGAGCGGGAGAAGUCGCGUCAGUACGGCGUGCUGGACCUGUUCCGCACGCCUAACCUGCGCAAGAAGACCGUCAUCAUAACCUUCAUCUGGUUCACCAACACUAGCGUGUAUGUAGGGCUGUCGUACUACGCGCCGGUGCUGGGCGGCGACGAGUUCCUGAACUUCUUCCUGGCGGGCGUGGUGGAGCUGCCCACCUACCUGUUCCUGUGGCCCAGCAUGGAGCGCCUCGGCCGCCGCUGGACGCUCUGCAUGAGCAUGGUGGUCGGCGGCGUGGCCUGCCUCACCACCUUCCUGGUGCAGCACGAAGAGUACGUGACGUUGGCGCUGUACUGCGUGGGGAAGAUGGGCAUCUCAUCAGCGUUUGUGGUGCUGCCCCUGAUGGCGUCGGAGCUGUACCCCACCGUAGUUCGCGGGCUCGGCAUGAGCCUCAGCUCCGUGCUGGGCAUGCUGGGGCCCAUCUUCAUCCCGCUGGUCAACUACCUGGUGCACUCGCUGUUCCACAUCCCGCACCUGCUGAUGUACCGGCGGCUCGGGAUCCUCACGGCCUUCUGGAGUCUCGUCGGCGUGGGACUCGUUAUCGGAGCUGUCAUGGAGAAGGAGCUGUUGUACGACAUCUGGAUCUGGUACUCGACGGUGUACGUGCCGGUGAUGCUGAUCAUCAUGUGCAUCGUGCUGACGGCCUCCGUCUGGGCCAUGGACCUCAAGCCGCUGCGCGCCAUCUUCGCCACCAUCGCCGUGCUCUUCUACCUGUUUAUGUUCUACUGCAUCAUAUUCGUACAAACGGAGAAGAGGAAGAUCUUCUCUACGACCUACCGACCGAUGCCGGAGACGACGCCGUGCCCCUGGUGCCCCACCUGCACCACGCCUAAAUGCACCACACCCACGACGACCACGCAGGCCCAAGCCAAGUCCAAGCCGGGCCUGCGCACGCUCGAGAUGCUAUUUGACGAGAGCCUGGUGUGACCAGGGCGGGGCGCCGCUGCCUCUCUACCUACGUAAUUAGUAAUUAAGGACGGAUACUCGACGUCGCGACGAAUUGCCGUCUCCGGGCCCCUGUGUCACCGUGGUGGUGACUAUUAUUAGUGACAAUUCACCGUACAUGGCUGUUUCUUAAAGUCCAUAUUGACCAUGACUGUAUCAUUGUUACUUAUCGACCCAGAAAUGGACAGGAAAAUCUCAAUUGUCACCGUGGUAAAAUAGGUCCUAGGUGAGUGGUGACAUGUUCAUUGCUCAUCAUGCUCAUGUAUUACAGGAAGUAUUACAACUCAAUUAAAUGUCUUUUCAUG